AUGGCACAUUUGAACAAAGUGAACAAUCAAUGCAAAUGGAAGAUGCAAAUAAACAAAAACGCAAUACCUUCCGCUUUUGUUCCUGUUCAAUGUCUUCCGUCAUUUUUCAGUGUUGAGAACAAUGUCAGUAACACAUUUGGAAGAACUACAAUGAUGUUAAAAAAUGAAGAAGAAGAGUCACAGAGGAGUGGAGGAAUAGAAAGUAAUGGGAAUCUAAAGGGUAUCCGACCGCAUGACGCAGUGGAGAAGAGUGGGAACUUAACCACUCCUGCUUUCGUUCCGGUUCCAGAUUUGCCAUUUACUUUCGAAACUCCCAACCUUCUUAGAAAUCGAGCAAUGCAAGAACACCAGAUCCAAAACGAAAGUGUUAUCUUCGGACAAUCAGUCAUACAAAGUGUACAAGAACAAGUACAAACACCAUCCAAUAAAACUAUUGAAAACAACCCAAUCACAAAUACUUUACUACAACAAAGUGAUUAUAACAACUUCGACGAUAAUCAAACUUUUUCAUCUGACACUGAAAAUAUGUCAUUAGAACAAAACUCAGACGAAGAAAGUGAUAGCGAAUUUGAAGAUACAAAUAAUGAUUAUAUUGUUCAAAAUGAAAAUGAUGAAAAGGAGGAAAGAGAAGAUGAAAAAAGAUAA
Molecule: messenger RNA, 645 nt
Organism: Entamoeba invadens IP1
Lineage: Eukaryota; Evosea; Mastigamoebida; Endamoebidae
Exons: 1
Coding region: 1-645 (214 amino acids)
Source: RefSeq, a predicted model, not a curated record